Molecule: messenger RNA, 4611 nt
Organism: Cynoglossus semilaevis (tongue sole)
Lineage: Eukaryota; Metazoa; Chordata; Actinopteri; Pleuronectiformes; Cynoglossidae
Gene: prkd2
Product: protein kinase D2
Exons: 21
Coding region: 767-3574 (935 amino acids)
Biological process (GO): intracellular signal transduction; protein phosphorylation; phospholipase C-activating G protein-coupled receptor signaling pathway
Cellular component (GO): cytosol
Molecular function (GO): protein serine/threonine kinase activity; ATP binding
Source: RefSeq, a predicted model, not a curated record
GAAGACAUCCAUUUGACGGGACUGUGUUUGUUUGUGAAGUUGUACUACAACAUGGCUACCUGCAAUUCUUGUCACAAGGAGUUUAUGGUCGAACUUUUUUUGAAAAGAAAGAGCUCAUUUAUCUAUCUUUUUUGUCUGAAUCUUUUACAAUAAUUAUUAAAAUUAAUCCGACCCUGCAUGCUGUCGGACCUGGGGAGGAAGUCGGAGUAUUUGCCGAAAUCUGCGCACACGUGGGGAGACUUCCGGAAACCAUCAUGGAUUUAACAGUGAAAACACUGAACCGGGGCUGAAACUGAAAGAGCGUACGACUGGUAGAAAGGAGAGCAGUCUGUUGCUCUCCUCCUUUCGCACAGUUUCCUGUUUAAGGAGGCCAUCUUGACUGCUUCUUUGGACAGAGGUGGAGGGAAACAGAAGAAGGUGUGGGAAGUAGAAGCAGCAGGAGGGAGUUUUCCCCUCAGCGUGUACGUCUCUCAUGGGUCUCUCACACACUCCGCUCAUGCUUGUCAUGCCUGGACAAUGAAAGAAGUUUGACAGUGAAAAAGAGACUCGAACAGAAGAGGGGAAACCUGCGCUUCCUGGAUAAGGACUUCUUUCUUGAUCCACUUGGACAGGAGGACACAGGACACACGGGAACCAGGACUGGACUCAGGGUAUCUGGGACAGCUUGAAUGAGUUUGUGCUUCCUGGCAACUCUACACUGCACCUGGGUGUGUGUUUGUUAGUCUGUAUGUUGAGAGCCUUUGGCAACCACAACACGGGACUCUGAAUGGCUAACGCAAGCCCAUGUAUGUCCACGGGGGCCAUGACCCAGGUCUUUUUUCCUCCUGGGGGCUCCUCACCGCCAGGAUCAUCUAUGAUGCAGCCCAACCCUGUAUCCAUGCCCCCAGUGCCCACGCAGGGUGGAUUUCCUGUGAUGGAGGUGGCAGCGGCUCAGGCUCCCGGUGCGGUAGUGAUACCUUCACUGCCCCCUGCUCCAGCCGGAGUGUCCUUCAUCAUCCAGAUUGGGCUGACCAGAGAGUCCGUGCUGAUGCCCCAGUGUGCCGACCUGGCCUACGUCAAACAGAUCGCCUGCUCCAUUGUUGACACCAAGUUUCCAGAGUGUGGCUUCUACGGAAUUUAUGACAAGAUUCUUCUGUUCAAGCAUGACACGUCCACCAGCAACAUCCUGCAGCUGGUCAAGGCUGCCAGUGAUAUUCAGGAGGGAGAUCUGGUGGAGGUGGUGCUGUCUGCUGCUGCCACAUUUGAAGAUUUCCAGAUUAGGCCUCAUGCACUUAACGUGCACUCAUACCGCGCCCCGGCGUUCUGUGAUCACUGUGGAGAGAUGCUGUUUGGACUGGUCAGACAGGGCCUGAAGUGUGAUGGAUGUGGGCUGAACUACCACAAGCGCUGUGCAUUCAGCAUCCCCAACAACUGCAGCGGAGCUCGUAAACGCCGCCUGUCCACCACCUCCCUCAGCAGCAGCCAGUCCCUGCGCCUCUCCACCACCGAGUCCGUGUACAGCGUGGGCACGACCUCCACCUGCGCGGAGGAGACUGUUCUCAUCCGCUCACACACACAAAUGCCACGUACCCCCAGUGACGCCCGGCGCUUCUACACAUGCCGACCGGUCCAUCUGGACAAAAUCCUGAUGACCAAGGUAAAGGUUCCUCACACGUUUGCCAUCCACUCGUACACACGACCGACGGUGUGUCAGUACUGCAAGCGGCUGCUGCGAGGCCUGUUCAGGCAGGGCUUACAGUGCAAAGACUGCAAGUUCAACUGCCACAAACGCUGUGCGUACAAGGUUCCCAACGACUGUCUAGGAGAAACUAUUGGAGAAAACAGAAAUAACUGUGACAUGUUGAGUCCCAGUGUGGACCCUGAAGUGCCCAUGGACUACACCAGUGAGUACGACAGCUCCGACAAGUCCUCGAUGGACGACUCGGACGAGGCCUGCAGCAUCCCAGGAUCCUUCUCUCCUGAGAACAACCAGGAUGGAACCAGUGGAGAUCAGAAUGUUUACAUCCCACUGAUGAGGGUGGUGCAGUCUGUCAGACAGACGACCCGUCGCUCCAGCACAGCCAUUAAGGAAGGAUGGAUGGUUCACUACAGCAACAAGGACACACUGAGGAAAAGGCACUACUGGCGUCUGGACUGUAAGUGCAUCAUCCUCCUGCAGAACAACACCUCCAACAAAUACUACAAGGAGAUCCCUCUCUCUGAGAUUCUGGAGGUGCGUCCUGCUGGGAACUUCUCCCUCGUCCCUGCGGGCACAAACCCCCACUGCUUCGAGAUCAUCACGGGCACCAUGUGCUACUUUGUAGGAGAGGACGCCAACAAGGUCCUCCCUCAACACCCCACCAGCCCCCAGACUCCCCCCCAGGCCCCUCCCUCACCAAGCCAAGUUGCUCCUAAUAGCGGCAUUGGACACGAGGUGGCCAAAGCGUGGGAGAGCGCCAUCCGUCAGGCCCUCAUGCCCGUCAUCUUCCAAGACGCACCGCCCCCGGAGGGGAACACGCCUCAUAGACAGGCCUCUGUCAGCAUAUCAGUGUCCAACAGUCAGAUCCAGGAGAAUGUGGACAUUGGGACGGUGUAUCAGAUUUUUGCUGAUGAAGUGCUGGGAUCUGGACAGUUUGGAAUCGUUUAUGGAGGCAAACACAGAAAGUCAGGAAGGGAUGUAGCGGUCAAAGUCAUCGACAAGCUUCGAUUUCCCACCAAGCAGGAGAGUCAGCUGAGGAAUGAGGUGGCCAUACUGCAGAGUCUACGGCACCUGGGCAUCGUCAACCUGGAGUGCAUGUUUGAGACCCCCGAGAAAGUGUUUGUUGUGAUGGAGAAGCUUCAUGGAGACAUGCUGGAGAUGAUCCUCUCCAGUGAGAAGGGCAGGCUGCCUGAGAGGCUGACCAAGUUCCUCAUCACACAGAUUCUUGCAGCUCUCAGACAUUUGCAUUUUAAAAACAUCGUUCACUGUGACCUGAAACCAGAGAACGUACUGCUCGCUUCGGCUGAUCCCUUUCCUCAGGUGAAGUUGUGUGACUUUGGAUUUGCCCGUAUCAUCGGCGAAAAAUCGUUCCGUCGCUCCGUCGUCGGCACCCCGGCCUAUUUGGCCCCUGAGGUUCUCCUGAACCAGGGCUAUAACCGCUCCCUGGACAUGUGGUCUGUCGGGGUCAUUAUGUACGUCAGCCUGAGCGGGACAUUUCCAUUUAAUGAGGAUGAAGAGAUCAAGGACCAGAUCCACAAUGCAGCCUUCAUGUACCCCCCCAACCCCUGGAAACAGAUCUCCAGUGAUGCUAUCGACUUGAUCAACAACCUGCUGCAGGUGAAGAUGAGAAAACGCUACAGUGUGGACAAGAGUCUCAGUCAUGUAUAUUUACAGGAUUAUCAGACCUGGCUGGAUCUCCGGGAACUGGAGACUAAACUGGGCGGACGUUACAUCACCCACGAGAGCGAUGACAGCCGCUGGCAAAUGUUUGCCCAGGAACACACUCUGCCAUACCCCGCUCACCUCGUGCCCCCUCCUCCUGCUCCGGGUUCUGACGAUGAAGGCGGAGAGGAUGCAGAUGUGCAAGGUCUCACCGAGAGAGUCAGCAUCCUCUGACCGGAGACACAGGUGACGUCAGGACAUUUAUGAAAGUGGCACGAGGAGUCGUUGGUAGAACACAGAACUCUGUGUCACAGCAUUAAAUCCAGUCCACACUAUCUCCGCCCACAUCUGACACUUCUCACCAUUCACCCCUGCCCUGACUGGAUGUCUGUCAAGGUUUGAAUUGUUGGGACUUUCAAAUUUAAAGCCUGCUCAUCUCAUUAAUAAUUAUCAUCAUCAGAAAAUCUUAUCAGAGAUAAAGUCAGAGGUCAACAGGAAAAAUCAACCACAAACUACAUCUUUCUGAUGUGUAUUUAGAGACGUAACGCAUGCGUUCAUAUUACUGGAUUACACCUACUGAGGUUACACUUCCUCCUAAGUCUUUAGCAGAAGCCGUUUCCACCUCUUUUCGGUGAUAGCUCUGCCUAUUGACACGGUGCUUCCUCCGUGCUGGUAAUUGCUAAUGUAGUGUCACGGAGUCAAACCCACUUGUUUUGUUCAAAACACAUUACCAUAAAAUUCACAUCCUGAAGUGUAUUGAUCCCACUGUGAUUUUCACCAGCAGAGCUUUGAAACCUCAAAUGACUCAAAAAAUGUUUACUGUAAAGUGAAACAAUUGAACCAAACCGAAGCAUCAAGGGCUUUCAUUUAAUACUCGACGUCAGGAACGAACGGCUUCUGACCGUCGUGUGAAACAUUAUCACACACACACACACACACACAGCAUUGUGAGCAACAUUGGAUGUUAAAGGUUACUCUUUAUCCUCUCACCUCUGAAGUCAAAAUUAUGGUUUGCCUUUCUAAAAUAUUUCACACAUUUUAAUGGUAAAAAGAAUGAUGGAUUUGGAAGAGUUUUCUUUUUUUAAUCUUGGCUAGCAUGUCUCGUUGCAUGAUGUAGAAAAUAUGAGCUAGAAUCCAAAUCCUACUGUAGUUAUGAUGGUCAACUAAGCACAUGUAACCUGAACUUUAUGUAGUUAUAAAAUAACGUGUAGACAUGUCUUAAAGGAUGAUCCUUGCCUUUGUAACAUCAUCAAUACAAAUCUUGAACAAUA